Molecule: messenger RNA, 1696 nt
Organism: Trematomus bernacchii (emerald rockcod)
Lineage: Eukaryota; Metazoa; Chordata; Actinopteri; Perciformes; Nototheniidae
Gene: prss59
Product: serine protease 16
Exons: 9
Coding region: 8-1540 (510 amino acids)
Biological process (GO): proteolysis
Molecular function (GO): dipeptidyl-peptidase activity; serine-type exopeptidase activity
Source: RefSeq, a predicted model, not a curated record
UGACCACAUGGAAGUGAAUCACAUGCCUCCUGCCUGCUUCUCUGUUUGUAUCAACAUGGCUGUUCAGAGGAGUGUGUCUCUCUUCUCCAGCGUUACUGUAUUUCUGUUAUUGUCUCUGUGUGUGUUUGCAGAGGGACGGGUUAAGGGCUUCAGGAAGUUCAGUGAAAGCCAGGACUCUGAAUGCACCACGGGGGGUGUGUGUGAGGAGCUGUGGUUCACCCAGAAACUGGAUCACUUCAAUGGAGCUGACAGCAGACAGUGGAAGCAAAGGUACUUUGUAAACAAAGCGUUCUCCAGGCCCGAGGGUCCCGUGUUCCUGAUGAUCGGGGGCGAGGGUCCUGCUAACGCGGCCUGGAUGCAGAACGGCACCUGGCUGAAAUACGCAGAGAAACUUGGAGCGCUGUGCUUCAUGCUGGAGCAUCGCUUCUAUGGGAAGAGCCGUCCCACCAGUGAUCUGAGUACGGGGAACCUGCGUUUCCUCAGCAGUCGUCAGGCGCUCGCUGAUCUCGCUCACUUCCUGUCCGUCACGGCGGAGACUCGAGGGCUCGGCGACAGGAAUUGGGUUGCGUUCGGAGGCUCGUACCCCGGCUCCCUGGCUGCCUGGAGCAGACUGAAGUACCCUCACCUGAUCCAUGGCUCUGUGGCCACCAGCGCUCCGGUUCAUGCUACUGUCAACUUCCCAGAGUACUUGGAGGUUGUGAGGCGUUCGCUGGCCUCAGAGAACGCAGAAUGCCCCAAAAUUGUGGAAGAGGCUUCGAACACCCUUGUGAAGCUCCUGAAGGACCCCAAGACCUACGAUAACAUCACCAAAGACUUCAACUUAUGUUCAAAGCUGCAGAUCCAGACUGAGAUGGACUCGGCCUACUUCCUGGAAUCGCUGGCUGGAAACUUCAUGGAUGUGGUCCAGUACAAUGAAGACAACAGAGGGUUUGAGGGAGUGACGGGCACUAACAUCACCAUUAAGGUUCUGUGUGAGGCGAUGUCUGACUCCACGCUCGGGGAUCCGUACCAACGUUACGUCGCCGUGGCUCGCUUCAUGAUGGAAACUUUCUCCGUUAAAUGUCUGGACGUCAGCUUCAACUCCUACCUGAAGGAGAUGACUAAUGCAUCAUGGGAGGGGCCGGCCGCAGGAGGAGGGAGACAGUGGGUCUACCAGACCUGCACUGAAUUUGGAUUUUACCAGAGCACCGAUUCACCGGACCAACCUUUCAGCGGCUUCCCUCUGAAGUACCACGUGCAGCAGUGUGCAGACUUCUUUAACGUCAGUGCUGAUCAGCUAGCGGAGGCCGUGGCUGAGACCAACGAAUAUUACGGAGGAUACAACAUCCGCUCCUCCAGAAUCGUUCUUCCCAACGGAUCCAUCGACCCCUGGCACGCCCUGGGGGUCACGCAGGACAUCAGCCCCGACCUGCCCGCUGUGUUCAUCAAAGGAACAGCCCACUGUGCCAACAUGUACCCGGCGCGCAGCCAGGAUCUCCCCCAGCUGGCUCUGGCCCGCGACUACGUCUUCCUGUUCCUGCAGAAGUGGUUAAAUCAAUAACUAAAUACUGUAAUACUCUCGAGUCCAGAUCAUUAACAAUUCAAGUGAGACUGAUUUUAUUUUUACGGCCACAUUUCCGAUUUCUUUUAAAAGGCACUUUAAAGUCUGGGUAUUUCAAAUGAGUUAGAUGAUGAAUAAAUAAUACUUUUUUAUGAC